Cornus florida is the source of this 1139-nucleotide messenger RNA. RefSeq names its product loganic acid O-methyltransferase-like. NCBI's taxonomy places the organism in Eukaryota, Viridiplantae, Streptophyta, Magnoliopsida, Cornales, Cornaceae. The transcript is spliced from 3 exons. Gene Ontology annotation, molecular function: S-adenosylmethionine-dependent methyltransferase activity. Bases 30 to 1124 code for a protein of 364 amino acids. The record is from RefSeq and is a predicted model, not a curated record. Gene Ontology annotation, biological process: methylation.
CACGCAAACAGAGAGAGAGAGCUACAACAAUGGAUGCCAUUGAAGUACAAUAUCCGAUGAACGGUGGUCAUGGCCCAAAUAGCUAUAUUCAGAAUUCCAGCUAUCAGAAAGGAGUGGUAGAUGCAGCAAGGGAUGUGAUCUUUCAAGUAGUUGCAGAGAAGCUCGACCUAGGAAACCCUUGUUUUGAUUCUUCAAACCCAUUUCGGAUUGCAGACCUUGGCUGUUCUACAGGACCAAACACCUUCUUUGCAAUGCAAAACGUAGUCGAAGCAGUGAAACUCAAAUACCAGUCCCUCCCUCAAACCUCCCCGGAGUUCCAUGUUUUCUUCAAUGACCACACAGACAAUGACUUCAACGUUCUCUUCAGAUCCCUCCCUCAUAACACCGGGGCAUCUCCGGGUUACUUCGCUGCUGGAGUGCCCGGUUCCUUUUACGGCCGGUUGUUUCCAAAGAACACUCUCCAUUUUCUUCACUCCUCCUAUGCCCUGCAGUGGCUCUCCAAGGUUCCCAAGGAAGUCCUGGAUAGAGACUCUCCUGCUUGGAACAAAGGCAAAAUUCACUACACAGGCAGUGAUGAGCAUGUGACCAAGGCAUUUUUUGGCCAGUUUCAGAAAGACAUGGAUGGGUUCUUGAAAGCUCGAGCCCAGGAAAUGGUUGGGGGAGGCUUGAUGCUGAUUCAGUUGCCUGGUAUUAGGAAUGGAGGCCUUUUCUCUCAGACUGGUGCUGGUAUGAUCCAUUUCAUCUUGGGAUCUUGCCUUGUUGAGAUGGCUAAAAUGGGGUAUACAACUGAAGAAAAAGUGGACACCUUCAACGUGCCUCAGUACCAUCCAUCAAUUGACGAUCUGGAAAUGGUGGUAGACAUGAAUAAGUGUUUUACCAUAGAGAAGGCGGGCGUGUUGGACCAUCCCAUGAAGCAUUUGCGAUUUGAUCCCAAAAUGACUUCAGCACAAGAAAGAGCAAUAAUGGAGGGAAGCAUAACGAAACAUUUUGGAAAUGAAAUAAUGGACCCCCUGUUCGAUCUCUAUACACAGAAACUAGCCGAAAAUUCAUCCAUAUUCGACAAGGAAGUCCAUAAAGAUGUUGACUUAUUCAUCGUUCUAAAACGCAAAGAAGAAUUAUAUUGAGAGUGCACAAAUAAA